UCUUUAAAAGCAGCCUGUGUUGCAUUUCUGGGCAAUUUUUAUCUAAUUACUGUCUUUAGAUACCUGAUGUCUCUUGAUCAUUCCACACUACUACCUCCAUUGAAUAUCAAAGAGGAACAUCAAAGAGAACUGGAAGAGAGAAGACCAUUUACUGAAGAACAAAAAAAAAGCUCUUGAUCUGCUGAGGUUUUCUGAAUUGGACGAAGAUGGUUUCUUUUCCUUAUUUAUUUACCCUUUUGGUUACCAUUCAACUCAGCUUAUUUGGCUCCAGCUCCCUUGUAUUAGGUUUGAGGAAGAUCUGCCCAUUGUGUAACGGGCCCUCAGGGGACCUCAAGAGCCACAGAGUUGAACGUUUAUCUGGGGAGGAGAUCACAUCCAUGUUGGCAUUAGAUGAACCCUGUGGGGUUUACACCCUACCGUGUGCUCAGGGUCUUCGGUGUUUCCCUCCUCUUGGGGACCAAAGCCCACUUCAGGCACUGCUUCAGGGACGAGGGGUCUGCAAAAACAUCAAAAGUACCAUUACUGACAUCCCUCCACCUACAGACUAUCAACCAUCAACCACUGAGAACAAUGAAAAGGGUCCUUGUCGCAAACUGCUAAACACAGUCCUCCAAAGUAUUGAGCUCACAAUCAUUCAUUCAAUUCAGGACAUCUACAUCCCCAACUGUGACAGACAAGGGUCCUUUAGGAGGAAACAGUGUCGCUCAUCAAGGGGAAUGCAGAGAGGCCAGUGCUGGUGUGUUGAUGAGAAAGGAUCAAAAAUUUCAUCCCGGAAAAGAAAUGAUGGAACUAUCUCAUGUAACAGUGUCUGAGAACUUGUAAAUCUGGACCUGAAAUGUGUUUAGGAAGGACUGAGAGAGAGCCAGCGAAAGAGAUGACAUACACUGAGAACUCUAUGACCACAAUACUUCAUCUCCCUCUGCUUGUGACAAAUAUGUUUGCAGUAUUAUGUGGCAUUCAUUUUGAUGCAUAAAUCUGCCAGAGCAGUUACAGUUACUGAGUUAAAAACAUUUCUUUCUUUUCUUUUAGAAUAAUCAUUUUAGUUUGUUAUAAAUCCUUUUAAUCUUGUUAAAUGGUUGAUGGAAAUAUAUAAAAAUGUCAUCUCCCAUUAAUGUGCAGUAUGUCUAGACUGAAUAAGAGCUAUGCAG
This is a messenger RNA of Megalobrama amblycephala (Wuchang bream), 1148 nucleotides long. RefSeq names its product insulin-like growth factor binding protein 6a (gene igfbp6a). The record is from RefSeq and is a predicted model, not a curated record. The transcript is spliced from 4 exons. Gene Ontology annotation, cellular component: extracellular region. The coding region runs from base 207 to 812 and encodes 201 amino acids. Gene Ontology annotation, molecular function: insulin-like growth factor II binding; insulin-like growth factor I binding; fibronectin binding. NCBI's taxonomy places the organism in Eukaryota, Metazoa, Chordata, Actinopteri, Cypriniformes, Xenocyprididae. Gene Ontology annotation, biological process: regulation of insulin-like growth factor receptor signaling pathway.